This is a messenger RNA of Eriocheir sinensis (Chinese mitten crab), 4061 nucleotides long. Its product is annotated as transmembrane protein 185A-like. NCBI's taxonomy places the organism in Eukaryota, Metazoa, Arthropoda, Malacostraca, Decapoda, Varunidae. The transcript is spliced from 5 exons. The record is from RefSeq and is a predicted model, not a curated record. The coding region runs from base 833 to 1879 and encodes 348 amino acids.
UGUAAACAAACACUGGGAUAAGAUUUAGAGGAAAACUGAAAUUCUUCGUAAAAAACACGUAAAAAACAGGUUUCCAGGGUGUUUUAAGUGCGGCAGAGAGAGGCAGAGAAUAAAACAGAAAAUUUGGAAUAUAUUGACACAGAGAGAAGGAAGGAGGAGGCGAAGAAACGGGAGAUAAAGAGGAGAAGGAGGAGGAGAGAGUGAGAGAGAGAAGGAUGCAAGAGUUGGGAGAAGGAAGGAAAAGGAAUUGAAGGAAAGGAAGAAAGAAGGAAGGGAAGGAAAAGGAAUUGAAGGAAAGGAAAAAAGAAGUAAGGGAAGGAAAGAAAGGACGAAGAAGAAGGAAAGAGAUAGACAGAAGAGAAGGAACAAAAGACAAAUGUGGUAAUGGACAGGAAGUGAAGGAGAGGAAGGAAGGGAACUAGAAGAGAAGGAAGGAAAAAAUACUGAAAAUAAGAACGAAAAAGAAGAUAAACACAAUAAGAGGAAGCAGAGGAAAGGAAGGAAGAAAAGAAAGAAGAGAAAAAGAGAAAGAAAAAGAAUGAAGGAAGGAAGGAGAAAACAAUGAAAAAACAAUAAGAAAACGAAGAUAGGAAUAACAACAAAGAAGGGAAGAGAAGAAAAGAGAAGGAAAGGAAGAAAAAGAAAGGAAACAAGAAAAUAAGAGAGGAAAUUGGUCUGAUCUCUCCUCCUCCUCCUCCUCCUCCUCCUUCUCCUCCCCUUAACCAUGGCGGCCAAUGCUCUGGUGUGCCCCUGAGGCCUGGGCGGCAUGGGGGUGUAGUGGCGGCGGCGGUUGGGGUGGCGGCUGGGUGAUUUACUAUGUGGUUCGGUUGACAUGAAUCUGCACUCAAUGUUUCGUGAUUUCAAUCCUGGCAAGUUCAUCGUGUGGGUGUGCGUGGCGGUGUUCACGGCGGUGUUCGCGCUGCGGCUGGAUGGGGAGCUGGACUGGAGCUACUGGCUGGUGUUCUGCCCCCUGUGGCUGUGGAAGGGCCUGGUGCUGCUGGGGGCCAUGGUGGGCAACGUGGUCUGGUGGAGGAACCCUCACUACAGACUGGAGGGUCAAUCCUACAUCCAGUACCGUGCGCUGCUCAUCUCCCUGGGGCUGCACCUCUUCCUGUUGAUGUUUGAGGUGCUGGUGGCCGACAAGCUGGAGAACCAUCGCCACGCUUGGGUCUCGGUCUUUGCCCCGCUCAUACUCAUCUCCAUCGUGUCCAUCGCGGCGUGCAUCUGGGCGGUGAAGCAUGAUCGCUCCUUUGAGCUUGAGUUGUUCUGUUCGGUCAAUCUCCUGCAGUUCAUCUUCAUCGCCCUCCGCCUUGACGAGUACCUCACCUGGUCAUGGGAGAUAGUAUUCGUACCUGCGUGGAUCCUCCUCUGCGUGUCCGUGGUGGCCGUCCUCUACAGUAUCGUGUUCGCCGGGCUUCUCCUACGCAUGCCGGACGUCAACCCGGACCGUCGGCGAACGUCCAUGAACUCGGCGAUAGGUUACACGUGUCUCGUCGCUCCCUUGUUGAUAUUCUUGAUUACGCUGGCGAGUAAGUUGAACGGGAAAACAUCGGCGACCUAUACGUCAAUAGUGUCGCCGCUGUAUAUCUCGUACGCCACGCUGCUCCUCAUGGCCUUCACGACGAAGCGAGCGAACCAGUGGUGGUUCGGACUGCGCAAGGACCUCUGCCAGUUCCUCCUCGGCGUAUGUCCUCUCCUACAGGAAUACGCCAACAUCUCCUACAGCAUCCCACACCUGCAGGACUCUCGGAGCGGCCUGCAGCAGAAUCCUUCCGAGCCUGGCGUCCUGACCUCGGAGAAACGCGAUGUUGUAGCUUCGUCGCGCCGUAUCGAGCAUCGCGUAGUGGUGCCGGCACUGAGCUUAGAGGUGCCGGACUAGUGCCGUUGAUUGAGUGCCUGUAGGAAGGGUAAGGAUGCUUGUGUUUUUAUCCUAUUAGCCUUCAAAUCCUUAGGUGAUUGCAAUGGUGUUUAAGAACUGCGGAAAAGACUUUAACUAGUGCGAAAAGCUUAACAGUGUCACAAGAAUAGCAGCUGUAGUAAUAGUAGUAGUAGUAGUAGUAGUAGUAACAGUAGUAGUAGUAGUUUAGUGCCCAAAUUCCACUCCACUAUAGGCCUAUCUCCACACAACCACAGCGUGUCUCAAUACAUGCCAGAAAUUAAUCCAGACCAGGAUCGACCCCAUGACCAGCGAGAUAGGAGAGCCACCCCUUAACUCAUCUGCUGUGAUUGGCACGGAUUUGGCCUUCACUGGUAGCUUGUUAACAUAUAGUCCCAGGUCUUUCUCUGCCUCUGUGGUGGAUAGUGGAGUGUUUCCCAUGUGGUAUUGGUGUGCUGGAUAUCCCUUCACUGGUAGCCUGGUAACACACACUCCCAGGUCUUUCUCUGCCUCUGUGGUGGAUAGUGGAGUGUUUCCCAUGUGGUAUUGGUGUGCUGGAUAUCCCUUCACUGGUAGCCUGGUAACAUACACUCCCAGGUCUUUCUCUGCCUCUGUGGUGGAUAGUGGAGUGUUUCUCAUGCAGUAUUGGUGUGCUAGAUAUCCCCUCCCAAGCUGCAGGACUUUACAUUUUACUUCAUUGAAUUGUAGCAGCCACUUUUUGUUCCAUUCCUGUAGCUUGGUGAGGUCUUAUGGUAGGAAAUUCACAGCCAAGGGGAUAACCAGUCAGCCAUAGAGGUGCGCCCCUUGCAGAAUGAGUCACGUGAGGCUCUCCCAUCAGGCAGGUCAGGCACUUCAGUAGUUGCGCAAAAGAGACAUUGAAAUAUAUGUGUGUGUGUCUCGGAGUGAUUCAAAGCUAGUAUAAGAUGCGAUAUUUUUGUGGGGAAAGAUGGAGGAUGUUAAUAUAAGGGAAAUUGUGUCUUACUGCAAAAUAAUAUUGAUUUUAAGUAAGAAAAGAGAUGAAAAUGUUAAAAUAAUGAAAAAUAUGUCUUGCUAUGAAAUAUAUGUUGAUUUUUAAGCUGUUAUGAAGGAUGUAGGAUAUUAAUAUGAGGGAAAUUGUGUCUUACUGCAGAAUAACAUUGAUUUUAAGUUAGGGAAGAGAUGAAAAAUGUUAAAAUAAUGAAAAAAAUGUCUUGAUACGAAAUAUAUGUUGAUUUUGAAGCUGUUAGAGGAAGAAAAAUGUGUUGUUUGCAAGAAUGACAUUGAUUUUAAGUAAGAAAAGAGAUGAAAAAUGUUAAGAUAAUGAUAAAAAUGUCUUGCUACGAUAUAUAUAUUGAUUUUUAAGCUGCAAGAAAGGCUAUAGAGAGUUCAUACAAGGAAGAAAAAUGUCGUAUGCAAGAAUGACAUUGAUUUUAAGUAAGAAAAGAGAUGAAAAAUGUUAAGAUAAUGAAAAAAAUGUCUUGCUACGAAAUAUAUGUUGAUUUUUAAGCUGUAAGAAAGGCUAUAGAGAGUUCAUACAAGGGAGAAAAAUGUCGUAUGCAAGAACGACAUUGAUUUUAAGUAAGAAAAGAGAUGAAAAAUGUUAAGAUAAUGAAAAAAAUGUCGAUACGAAAUAUAUGUUGAUUUUUAAGCCGCAAGAGAGGCUAUCAAGUGUUCAUAAAAGGAAGAAAAUUUGUCUCACUGCAAAAUAUCAUGGUGUGGAUUUUAAGUUAGUGAAGUAGGCCUAUUUAUAUAUAUUGAAUUAUUUCCAUGUAUCUCUCAUUAAAUCAUCUUAUAAACAGAGCUAAAACAGGGCAUACUGUCUUAAAUGAAGGGAAUUCUAUGACACACUAAUAUAUUUAUCUUCUCAUUAUUUUGUCAUUGAUCAUUUUAAUUGUCAUUGCAUUCAUCUUAACCUCUAACAUUUUUAUAUUAUUAUUAUUAUUAUUAUUAUUAUUAUUAUUAUUAUUAUUAUUAUUAUUAUUAUUAUUAUUAUUAUUAUUAUUAUUAUUAUUAUUAUUAUCAUUAGCAUCAUCAUCAUCAUCAUCAGUUAUUCUCUUUCUCCUCAUUAAUAAGUGUCAUUAUUAUUAUUAUUAUUAUUAUUAUUGUUGGAUAUUUUUAACCCAUGACAAGUGUGAUUAUUCUCUCUCUCUCUCUCUCUCUCUCUCUCUCUCUCUCUCUCUCUCUCUCUCUCUCUCUCUCUCUCUCU